AUGUCGUCAGCAGAAGAAGUUAAAUUUACGUCUAUUCCUGACGCCCUUGAGGCGUUCAAAAAUGGAGAGUUUUUGAUUGUCAUGGACGAUGAGGAUCGUGAAAACGAAGGUGAUUUGAUCAUCGCCGCCGAAAAGGUAGAUACAGCCAAAAUGGCAUUCUUGGUCAAGCACAGUUCUGGUUACGUUUGUGUUCCACUAUCAACCGAGCGUGCAGAUGAGCUAGAGCUACCCCUAAUGAUCCCAGAAGAGUCAAUGACCGACAGGCACGGCACAGCCUACACUGUGACCGUCGAUUACGAAGAUGGUACCACCACAGGUAUCAGUGCACACGACAGGGCACUUACUACAAGAAAGUUGGCAGAAAAAAGUACAAAAUCCACUGAUCUACUAAGACCAGGACAUAUAUGCCCUUUGAGAGCAAAGCCAAAGCUAUUGAGAGAAAGAACUGGUCACACAGAGGCUGCUGUUCAUCUCUGCGUUCUCACGCAACAACAGCCCGCCGCAGCGAUUUGUGAGUUGGUCAGAGAAGAAGACGGCCUGAUGAUGCGUUUAUCGGACUGCUGGAAGUUUUCCAAGAAAUUUGAUGUGAAAAUCAUCACGAUCAAGCACUUAAUUGAUGCAACAAUGAACCGUUUAUUUGGUACCAAAAGUAAAGUCCCAAAAGCCACCCUGGACGAUGCUAUGGGAAACAUCGAUAACAGGGUAUCUUCCUUAGAUGUUAAGAUAACGAAAGUGAACUCAGAGCUUGCUACAUACCAGCAAAAGCUUUCCAAAAUGAGGGAAGGACCCGGCAAGUCGGCAAUAAAGCAGCGUGCAAUUAAACUUCUACGCCAGAGAAAACAGUUAGAAACUCAAAGGGACCAGCUGAUGUCACAAAGCUGGAACAUUUCACAGGCUCAAAUGACGACUGAGAAUCUAAAAAAUACCAUGAUUACAGUUGAUGCAAUGCGCCAGACGAACAAAGAACUGCGUAAAACGUAUGGAAAAAUCAAUAUAGAUAAGCUAGAAGAUAUGCAGGACGAAAUGCUGGAUCUUAUUGAUCAGUCCAAUGAACUGCAAGCUUCUUUGGGACGUUCAUAUGAUGUUCCUGAUGAUAUAUCUGAAAGCGAGCUAGAUGCAGAACUCGAAGCCUUGGGCGAUGAAUUGGACAUAAAUGAAGAAAUGGGUGGCGAACAGUUGCCCAGUUACUUGACUGACAAUGGUGACUCCGAGUAUAAAUUGCCAUCGUUUGUCGAGGAUGAAGCUCCGAAGAGUGAGGAGCCAGAAUCUAAGAUGCCGGCACAGUUAAGCAAUGCAGGCUGA
Molecule: messenger RNA, 1302 nt
Organism: Pichia membranifaciens NRRL Y-2026
Lineage: Eukaryota; Fungi; Ascomycota; Pichiomycetes; Pichiales; Pichiaceae
Exons: 3
Coding region: 1-1302 (433 amino acids)
Biological process (GO): vacuolar transport; riboflavin biosynthetic process; aerobic respiration
Cellular component (GO): cytosol; mitochondrial intermembrane space
Molecular function (GO): 3,4-dihydroxy-2-butanone-4-phosphate synthase activity
Source: RefSeq, a predicted model, not a curated record